AUGAGUUCGUGGGGUAACGGGAGUAGAGGAAAAAAACUAGUUUUGCUAGCUACCACUUUAAAAGUGCUUCCAGUGUUUACAGAAGAUCAUGUUUUCUUGGGUAACCUAGAUGAUCCAAGUUAUAAUAACAAACCAAGUAAUGAUGAUGAUGAUGAUAAUGAAUCGCAACUGAAUAAUAUUACAAACUUGGACUCAGGGGCGAAAGAAAACCCUUGCACAGAUCUCAGAAAUGAAGAUUACCAGUUAUUAGAAGAUAUUCUUAUAUCAAAUAAUGGAGACAUUACAAAUAUCAUUGGUGGAACUGAUUUGGAAGGAAGUUACUCGAAAUUCGUUGAAAAAGAAGUUGAUGGAGAGACGAGCGAAUAUCUGGCAUUCAGCAAAAAUAAUAUCAAUAUUGAAGAUAGCUCAGAUAGUCAAAUCAAAAUUAAUGAGAUUGAAAUUAUGGAGGACGAUAGAAUUAAUAAUAAUGAUGAGAACGAAAACGAUCAAAUAGAAGAUAACGCAACUGAAGAAAUGGAAGAGGAAGAGACUGAGGCUAUUAAUGAAAAUGAAAUUGAAGCACCUGAGGAAAUAAUAGAUCCAGAUGAAACUGUUGAAACCCACACCAAAAAAGGUGAAAACAGAAGAAGAAAAAAAUAUAAACAUUCCAAAAGUGUAAGAACUGAAAUUAAGAGAAAUAACAUAAUUUCGCUACAUACAAUUAGACCAGGUUGCAUAAAUUGUAAAUUUAAGUGUCACAGUUUUUUCUCAGAAGAGGACAGAACAAGAACAAAUCAAGAAUAUUGGAAAUUAGACUGGAAACAAAAAAGAACGUUUGUUAUGAAUUCCACUGAAAAUAAAAUACCAAGGCGCAAAGUAGAAGGCUCAAAGAAAAACAAAACUUUUACAUAUUUUUUGAAAGACGGUAGUGGUGCGAAAAGGCGUGUUUGUAAGAUUUUUUUCCUUACAACUUUAGGUUACAAGAAGACGAAUGACUGGAUAGUCCAGUCAGUGUGGGCGAGCGCUAAGAGCAAAAAUCAAAUACAGGAUAAUGAAUCAGAUCGACGAGGUAGACACCCCCCUAACAAAAUGUCAAAUACUCAAAUAGAGAAUCACAUAGAUUCAUUUAAUCCAUCUGUGUCUCACUACAGAAGAGUCCACGCUCCUAAUCGCUUAUAUCUACCAAGCGAUUUAAAUGUUACCCUUAUGUUUGCGGACUUCAGAAAAAAAUAUCCUGAGUUCAUUUGCUCAUACGAAAAGUACAGAAAAGUCCUCAAAUCGAAAAAUAUAUCGUUUGCCAAAUUAGGAAACGAAGAAUGUGAACUCUGUGAGUCUUAUCAUAUGCAUAAUCCAGAGCACACAGCUGAGUCCUUAAACGAAGAUUGCGAAAAAUGUUGUAGUUGGAAAGAUCAUAUUGAGAAGGCGAGAGAAUCUCGUAAAAUAUAUGCAUUGAACAAAGAAAACUGCAAUGAAGAUAAAAAUAAUGUAUGCGUGUCUGUUGACCUUCAGAAAGUAAUAAUGCUACCCAGGAUGGAAAUGUUUAAAAAAGCUAUAUUUUCUCAUCGCCUGAUAGUCUACAAUGAAAGUUUUGUUCCUGUCGGGAAAAUUAGACACUUUCUUCCAUUUGCCGUUUUGUGGCAUGAGGCUGUUAGUGGGCGACAUCAGGAAGACAUAAUCAGUGCUUUUAAUGCAUUUUUUCUCCACCAUAGGGACGUCAAAAAUAUUACUCUCUGGCUUGAUAACUGCUCUAGCCAGAACAAAAAUUGGGCCUUUUUGUGUUUCUUGGUUUAUAUUGUAAAUUCGCCAAGUGUAGCCGCAGAAACCAUACAUGUGAACUAUUUUGAACCAGGACACACCUUCAUGUCUGCGGAUUCAUUCCAUCAUCAGGUAGAAGAGUCACUGAAGCGUCAAAAGAAGACAUAUGAUUUCGCAGACUUUGAAAAUGCAGUACAAUCAAGUAAUAAAGGAAAAGUACAGAUUAAGUCUAUGCAAGUGGAUGAUUUCCAAUUAUGGAAAAAUCUCAGUUCAGCUAGUAAAAUUAAAAACCAAAAUCCUAAGUUCUAUCUUGCCAAAAUGACUGAAUUAAUGGUGAAGAGAAAGGAAUUUGAAAUUUACUACAAAUGCAAAUCCGAUGAAGAAUGGAAGAAACUCGAUUUUUUACUUAAAAAACAUAUUGGUGAAAUUCCAACACCUUCCAUAAAAAUGGCACCCAAUGGAUUUGAACGAGAAAAAGUCGAAAAUUUAUUCAAGGCUUUGGGUUCCAUCAUGCCAGAUAAUCGAAAAAAAUUUUGGGAGGACCUUCCAGAGAAGCUUAUUGACUAG
Molecule: messenger RNA, 2301 nt
Organism: Ceutorhynchus assimilis (cabbage seed weevil)
Lineage: Eukaryota; Metazoa; Arthropoda; Insecta; Coleoptera; Curculionidae
Source: the annotation of a GenBank genome assembly